UCCUCUACAGCAUCCUCAUUCACAGCCUUGCCAUCGCAUUGCUAUCUUGCAAAGCUUUUCGGUAGCCCGUCAAUUCGCCAAUUGAAUUUGCCAAAGCCCAAUCAUGCCUGUCCCUAGAUCCAUGGCCUUCCGAUCGCCUCUGCGAUCUGGUCUCGCCAGCACAACCAAGUCUUUUCGCUGCUCCUAUUCGCAGUCAUGGCAACGAUUCGGUCAGCAGCAGUCACGACGAGGCUAUGCUUCCACAUCUGGCGGUCUCGGUAAAUAUCGUGGUGAUAUUCCCUGGGCUAUCGGAUCGAUUGGUAUAACUGUACCCGCUAUAUUUUGGAUCCUUAGCCAAGAGGAAGACCACCACGCUGACCACGGCUCUCAUGCCGAUCACAAUGACAAAGAGGAUGAAGGGGAAGACGAAUCAAGUGAUGAGGAGUCCAAGGACGAGAAUGAUGGCGAGGAAAAGGAAGAUGAAGAAAAACAAGAUGGCGACGACAAGAAGCAAGAUGGCGGGGAUGAUGAAGGUGACAACAAAGACGAGGACUCGAAGGGUGAAUCAGACUCUGGUAGGCUCAAAGGCACCGAAAGGGGCGAUACCAGUGCGAAACCUGUCAAGAAGCUUGAUGCGAAGAACGAUUCUGCAGAGUCCAAAUCUAUGUCGGGCAAACAGCAAGGUCUAUCCAACACGGACACCAAGCACAGCACCGACCCAACGGAAGGUGGGAAAUCAAGCACGAAGUCCGAAGGCUCCCCUGAGACUGCGAAAACACAAGGUACUGUUGAUCCCGCAAGACCAGCAAGAUAGAAAAGUCAGGUCCAGUCGACCCAGAGCGGGGGCAGGAAUAAAUCAACGUUAAAUUCCCUUAGACAGUGUAGAAUUUCCUGCGUCAAUUACAAUAUGCAGCAUCUGUAGGCAUGUUCACAAAUUACAACUGUAUACUAUGAAACCGA
Pseudovirgaria hyperparasitica is the source of this 939-nucleotide messenger RNA. RefSeq lists its product as uncharacterized. The coding region runs from base 104 to 793 and encodes 229 amino acids. The record is from RefSeq and is a predicted model, not a curated record. The transcript has 4 exons. NCBI's taxonomy places the organism in Eukaryota, Fungi, Ascomycota, Dothideomycetes, Acrospermales, Acrospermaceae.